Molecule: messenger RNA, 2112 nt
Organism: Rotaria sordida
Lineage: Eukaryota; Metazoa; Rotifera; Eurotatoria; Philodinida; Philodinidae
Source: the annotation of a GenBank genome assembly
AUGGCUACUUUACAUUCUCCACAAGCAAAAGAUACUAAUAAAAAUCGAAGUGCUCGGCGAUCACUUGUUUCUGAUGCAUUUCUUUUGUCAACAGGGGAAUCAACUGGACAUAAGAUAAGUCCAAUUAACAUUACAGAUGAAAUUUAUGAAAGUGUUAUUUUUAUUUGGUUCGAUCCACAUGAAAAUUUGAAUACACAUCUUAUGGGACCACUUCGAGCAAUUAAUUUUAAUGUUCAAACUUUUACGGAUCCAUUAACCUGUUUUGAUACUAUAAAAUCUUCACAACAAAAAAUCUUUUUCAUAUCUUCAUUAUGUAAUAAUGAAUUGAUUGCUACUGUACAUGAUUUUAAUGCUGUCGAAGCAAUUUUUAUACUUGAUCCAAAUAAUGAAAAUAUUAAAGGUGAUUUUCCAAAACUUUUUGGUAUAUUUAAUCAACAAGAAGAAUUACUUCGAAUGCUUAAAGAAAUAUUUAAUACUUUUGAAGAAAUACAACUUGAAGAAUUUGCAUUUGAACAAGAUAAAGUAUUUCUUUGGUCACAAUUAUGGAAAGAAGAUGUAAGAUCAUCAAAUAGAAAUGGUCUUAUUGAAAUAGCUCGACGCUAUUAUCGAGACAAUACUCGAAUAAUUGAAAUUAUUGAAGAAUUCGAAAAAUCAUAUCGACAUGCUGAUGUCAUUAGUUGGUGUUUUCGUUCUCCAUUUCCUACACGUUUUCUUCUUCAUGCGCUUCGUUCUCACAAUAAAGCACAACUUAGUGUCUGUCGAUUUCUAUUUGCUGAUGCAUCACGCUUCUUUCAACAACAUUCUAAACAUAAAUCAAGUGAUCAAGUUUAUCGUGGUAUGAAAUUAUCAAGUGAACUUCUUGAUAAAUUUGAAACUCAUGUUGGUCAACUUAUUUGUACAAGUGGAUUUUUUCCUUGUACUAAAUCAAGAACAAAUGCAUUGACACUUGCUUCAUUACCAACAUAUCGUCCUGAUCUUUUAUCUGUUUUAUUUAAAAUUGAUUGUGAUGCAUCAUCUUUAUUUACUGAAUUAUCAAAUAAACAUUCGACAUCAUUGAUUGCAUUUGAUGCUUGUAUGACAUUUCGUAUUGUCUAUGUUAAUCGUGGUCAAAUGUCAACUGUAAAAUUGAAAACAGCUGGUGAUGCUGGCAAAAAAAUAGCUUUAGAAUAUUUAGAAAAGCAUCCGAAUGAAACAAUACAAUCAUUACGUGAUGAACUUUUGAAACCUCCCAAACCACCGACACCACCUCCUCGAACACCAACACCACCUCCAAAACCAAAGUCAGCAUUAGUUCACAUAAAAAAUUCAAUAGACCCAGUGAUAAGUGUUGAAGAAAUAAAAGCACAGAAAUAUGCUGAACAAGGAGACAUUGAUAUGGCUUUAAUAACUUAUCAACGUAUUCAACCUGUUACAGUUCGUAUACUCAAUGCCAUGGGUCAAUUAUCUGCCGAUAGAAAGGGUGAUUAUGAUUAUGCCUUGCAAUGCCAUCAACAGGCUCUUAAACUUCAAGAAGCAUCUGGAGAGAAUAUUUCUGAUACUCUCACUUAUCUUGGAAAUGUUUAUCAAAGUCGUGGUGAAUUCGAUUUAGCUUUAGAUCAUCAUACACGUGCACUCGCAUUACAUCAAGUUAAUCCAACAACUGAAUCAGUGGCAAUCGCUUCUAAUCUUAUUGGAAUUGCUAAAGCUCGUUGGGGUCGUCAUGAAUAUUCUGAAGCAAUUGCUAAUGGUGAACGAGCAUUAGCUUUGCAAGAAAUUCUUAUACCUCCAAAUGAAACAAGUAUAGCUACUACUCUAGCUUUGCUAGGUAACAUUUAUCAAGAUUCUGGUGAUAGUACUCAUGCUAUUGAUUUAUGUACAAAAGCACUUCCCCUUUUCGAACGUACCGUACCCAAUGAUUCACUCAUAUUAGCUGAACUACUCUAUAAGCUAGGCAUAAUGCAGUCAAGUUCAGGAGCGUUAGAUGAUGCACAACGAUGUUUAGAACAAUCAUACAAAAUUUAUCGAAAACUUCUACCUAGAGGACAUCAAGACCGUAUGUCGACAGAAAAUGAACUUCGACGUGUUAUUCAAUUACGUCAAAAGAACAAACAAAAGUCACAAACAAAUUCAUGA